GGCACACUGACGCGAGCCUCCACUGUUUGGGCCAGCGUCAUUUCUCAGUGACAAGCAGAUAUGCAAGGACUCGCCCAUCUGCUGGGGGAAACUAAAGCAGAGGUGUUCCGUUCCAUGAGUGGUGCGUGAGGUUAGCAGUCGGCUUUUUGUAUCAGGCCGGUGCGCGCCCUGUGCGGAGUUCGGGUUCACUCCGCUCAGGACUUGAAUAGUUUUGGGGGCUUUGGCCAGAUCGGGGUUGCGAUCAUUCAUUGGACUACAGUGACCGGGCUGUCCCAGGAGAGAGUGAUAGGAAAGGAGGGACCUGUAUCCCAGACUGUGGCCUUCUGGACGAGGAACAGGAGCUUGAUGUAUCACAGGCUUUUCCCUAAUCCUCCCCUCCAGCAGUCACAUCCACUCGUUCACUGACUGGCCCGUGGAUCUGUAGUGCAGUCCUGUACUGUAGCUUGCUCUCUGACAUUCCGCAGCUGGGACCUGUGGAGCCUUUUCUGUUACCUCUCCGGUAGUGUGCAGGGAAAAGACCAGCAGAUGGCGCUGUUCUCGCGAAAUUAUACAUGGUCCCUCUGGACAAGUUCACCUGUGCCUUAGACUCAUGUCCAUUCGCACCUGUGUCCCUCUGCGACGAAUGGGUAUCAUGGCCUCCAUGUGACUGAUGCUCGUGAAUCCAAAUUCACCUUCCUCUGUAGGCCACCCACUUCUAGGGUCCUGGGUGUUGCUGCCAACCUAUUGCCUUUUUCCAGCCAUUCCCCAUUCUGUUCUGCACUUGGUAAACUUGAGUGGUCUGCUGGCUUCACAAAUUGUAGAUUCUCAGGGGUUCUUCGUGUCUCACUUUGGGUGUCCCCACUGAAUUCUUAGGUCUGUGGAUUCUCACCCUCAUCCCCAUCUCACAUUGCCACCAACCUUUCAGGGUUUCAAACCAUCCCUGAAACUUGGCCAAUCCGCUGCCACCACCACCACUACUGCUAUUGAAUCAUUACAGCUAGGUCUCGCUAGACCUGGUCAACAGGUGUCUUCAUUUACAGCUAGAAAUGAUUUCCAACUACUUGCCAAAGGAAGCUCAAGGGUUCUCCGCUAUCUGUUCAGCUACCCAUCCCUCCAGUCACAGUUACUGUGUCUGUCUGUGCAGCAGUAAUCCAACCUAGGUAGUGUUGACAGUCAAGGCUGCCCAAGGGGUCAGAUUUCCUCAAAGCUGCCACGGCCGAUUUUAGGAGCAUGUGCCUCCAUCCCCCUGGAUCUGAUAGAGUAUACCAGGAAUGAUGUUCCUGGACUUGUCCCCAUCUCUUGUGCUCCCUUGUCCCUAUACAAGUCUCUCAAGCCCUUCUUGACAGCCCCUAUGACAUCCUCCCUCAAAGCACAGCUGGCCUCAUCCCCUCAACCUGGUAAGAGGCCCUAGGUUGGCACUGUUUCUAACUGAAAGUUACAGCCAUGCUCCAUCCAGAACUGAUACUUGGGGGACCUGUUGGGAAUGGUACUGACUCCCUGCCCUUCCUCCAGGAGCUGGUGAGCAGACUACUGCAUCUGCACUUCAGGGAUUGCAAGACUAAAGUCAGUGGGGAUGCACUGCAGCUCAUGGCGGAGCUCCUGAGGAUCUUCGUAAUAGAAGCUGCUGUCCGUGGGGUUUGGCAGGCCCAGGCAGAGAACCUAGAUGUUGUGAACGUGGAUCAGCUGGAGAAGGUGCUUCCUCAGCUGCUCCUGGACUUCUAGAAGAUUGCACCUGUAACCUGCCAAGUCUCGGAUGAAUUCACAUCAGCACUGACAUCUAGUUUCCAAGUUCUCCAGCUUCCAGAGGAUGGGAAGAUCCCAGCAGCUGUUACCCUUCCCAGCUAUUGCCUCUGGGGGUCCUUGUGAGACAGGUGCAGGGAAAGGUGGACCAGCCUGCCCACAGCCACAGCCACCACCACCCCAGCCUUUGACUGUAAACAAACCAGCCACUGGCAGUGCCGCCUUCUUGCCACCUACAUCAAAGCUUCUGUGCAGCUUUGUAACCACCUGACCCCCACCCCCAGGAUGCCUCCCUGAGCUGUAAAUUUGUUCUUACAAAGCAACAUCAAUAAAUCAACACCAUCUCUCUGA
Molecule: messenger RNA, 2070 nt
Organism: Peromyscus californicus insignis
Lineage: Eukaryota; Metazoa; Chordata; Mammalia; Rodentia; Cricetidae
Gene: Cenpx
Product: centromere protein X
Exons: 4
Coding region: 1423-1701 (92 amino acids)
Biological process (GO): resolution of meiotic recombination intermediates; DNA repair; replication fork processing
Cellular component (GO): FANCM-MHF complex; Fanconi anaemia nuclear complex
Source: RefSeq, a predicted model, not a curated record